UUUGAUCUGACAGCGUUAAGAGCAUUAAAAAAGAGUUCUCCGUACUUUAGUACGAAAACAGUGCAUUUAAAAUCAAUGCAUAUAUAAACUGGUUCUAUACCUCAACUUGGUAUGAAGUGAAUAUUCAACAACAACAAUUCGUUAUUUGGUAUAAAGUGUAAAACGCUUACGUGAAUAGCAAGAGUUCAUUGCACGUUAUAAGAGGACACACACAAAGAAAACAGAAAAAAGGCAAAGUGAAACGACCUCGCACAAAGUACGCGCGCAAAAGCAACAAUAAAACAGAACUAAUCAACAACAACAGAAACAAACAACACUAAAGCACAGCCCACAUACAUCGGCAGUGCAACCUACAUAAUCCGCCUUUCUAAAAAAAUAUACAACAACCACAAAUAUGGACGUUUGGGGAGUAUUUGUUGGCGACUCGACGCUGUCUUAUGGGGGCUCGAUGCGCAACAACUAUUACCGUGACUACGAGCAGUUCCCGUAUGGCACGUUGGAGCACGCAAGCAGUGCCAGCGCAUAUCCGGCCAAGGACUCCUACAGUCGAGUGCAAGAAAAAUGUAAGCAACUAAAAUCGGAGAAGCAGCUGCGCAAGGAUUGCCCAUUCUGCAAAGAGCACAAGAAACGGCCAUUGAUCAACUACAUGCGCAAACGUGAUUCUCGUAAACAUCACGAGAGCAUCUGCGAGGAUGAGGAGGAGAUGCACGAGCACGAGUUGGAGCACGAGCACGAAGUGCAACACCAAAUGGCGAAUCUGACAACUGUUGUGCCAACGCAGCAGAGCUGCAAGGUUUAAGCACAGCAGUAACUAGUCAGAUUUAAGAGGAGAGACAGACAGGUGGCAUAAUAAAAGCCAAAAAAAAAAAAGUAAAAUGAAAAACAACAGCAGCAGCAAUUCACAAUGCCAUAUAUAGUUAGAUAAAGACAACAAAAAAAAACAAAAAUUAAAUGAGAAGAAGCAUUGUAAAAGAUGCUUUAAGCGCCUGCUGGGCAGACAGCGCAAGUGAGAGCGAGACAACUACAAUAAUCUACUGCAACUGUACCUAUACUAACAAUUGCGUGCAUUUCCGCCUAUGACGUAACACUACCAUUUACAAAUAGCAGCAGCAACAACAACAAGAACAACAACUACAAACAGCAAAUACGAAAACAAAAACAAAUAACAGCAAGAACUAUUUGCCGUUUUAUGUUUUCUGUUUCUGUUUUGCUGUUUAACUUGAUACCAAUUUAUUAUACAAGCAGUUUACAACCUUUGUUUGUUUGUUUUAUUUUAUGCGCAUGCAUAAAAAAAAAUGAACAUAGUAAUUUAAUUGACAUAAAAUCCAAAAGCCGUCGCCCCGCUUGACUCAAGCGAACUGUGGCAACUGC
Molecule: messenger RNA, 1371 nt
Organism: Drosophila navojoa
Lineage: Eukaryota; Metazoa; Arthropoda; Insecta; Diptera; Drosophilidae
Gene: fok
Product: fledgling of Klp38B
Source: RefSeq, a predicted model, not a curated record